Cherax quadricarinatus is the source of this 2689-nucleotide messenger RNA. RefSeq names its product ras-related and estrogen-regulated growth inhibitor-like. The record is from RefSeq and is a predicted model, not a curated record. Lineage: Eukaryota; Metazoa; Arthropoda; Malacostraca; Decapoda; Parastacidae. Gene Ontology annotation, molecular function: GTPase activity; GTP binding.
CUCGUGAGUGUAGCGCAAGACAGCACAGAGGUAGGGUGUUGCUGCUCCAGUUCCUGAGCCCUCAACAUAAACACCCAGUGAGGCUAACAGGAAAUGAUCUCCAGUGCGUGCUAAUCGCCGACGCUCGUGCAAUCUGUAAGGUCCUUUCCGGGAGUCUCUGCAAGUAAUGGUUGAUGGUAUGACGCUGCUAAGUUCUAGUAGAGUAGCUCCCAGAGGUGACCUGCACAGCGCCUUCAAGACGCACUCCAAGCAAUAGGAAGUGGCUCCAAGGAACUAGUCCAAGAUUGCUUCUUACUGCUGCCCUGAAAUCUCCUGCCUCUGUAAAUCGGCAGUCGCGGGAAAACAACUUCUUGCAGAACAAUCCUACACUAUACAUAUACACUAUUCUGAAGGAGUAAAUACUAUACAAUAAGCUUCUAAAAUCGGAAAAGGUCUUCGUGGAGACACUAUUAUAUGCCCCAACUUCCCCAAGAACAUCAUGUGUAGAAAUCAGCCACAGGCCCAGUCCGGAGAGAAGGUGCAGGGUGGUGAGGAGAGAGACAAAGUGCCCUCGUCGGCCCCAGGAAGGGAGGGACGCCCCAGGUACCAGCAGUUGGCCAGGCUCAGAAUUGUUGUGCUGGGGGCGGAGGGCGUCGGCAAGUCAGCGCUGACGGUGCGGUACCUGACGCGGCGGUACAUCAGUGAAUACCGACGAGCCAUUGACCUCCUGUACCGCCACACAGUCUGCCUCGACGACGUCACUUCUGAGGUGGAGAUCCUCGACGUAUCUCUACGUCAGCAUGCGCACGAGAGCGUGUCGUCGUCACACACCCGCUGGGGCGAGGGGUUCGUUGUAGUGUACUCAGUGGACAGCGCCGCCUCCUUCCACGAAGCCGGGGCCAUCCUUGACGCCCUCCAGCGACUUAAGGCGCCCGUUUACGUCCCCGCUAUCUUGCUGGCUAAUAAGCGAGACCUUGACCCCGGCAGGCAGGUGUCGGUAGAGGAAGGUCAGGCCCUGUCUCUGCAACACGGGUGUCAGUUCUACGAGGUGAGUGCUGCAGAGAGCCACGUUGGUGUCACCCUGGCCUUCCAGGCACUCCUGAGGGAGACUAGAUCACUUCAGCUCACUCGUCCACUUCCCAGACAACGUCGCAUCUCCAUCGUCGCUGUUUCCAGGAUGAUCGGGUCACUGAUUGGGCGUGGACCUGACCCUCCGUCCCCAACACUAAAGCCAACCCUGGUAGUGCAGGACUCAGCGGGCAAGCGGACGCUCCGGAGAAAGGACAAAAAGCGACCUUCUUUGAGCCUCUAGUGCAGCAGCACCUCUGCCUUACACCCUCCAGACUCACGCAUGCCACAACGCAAGUAAAGCUAAUGUCCAUGGCACAUCCAAGAAUCACUGCUGUACGUGAUACCGUAGUGCAAUAGUGAAAUUUCCAUUGUAUUUACCAAAAGAACAUUUAAAUGGAUAGUCAUGUGUUUAAUGGACUGUUUGGUGACAAAAUCAAUAAAUGCUCUAGUGAUUCUUAUAUUGGUUCUUUCGCUCUUUAAGGCAUUAUGCUUGAGCACUUCAGAUAGUUUUAAUAUACAAUAUUCUCUGAUUACUAACAAUCUGUGUUUUAGUCUUUUUGUAAUUUUCAGUCUCAUUAAUCGUUUUAUAAAAAAAACAUAUUUUGCAGUCAGAAUAUAUACGUGUCCUUAUCUACCAGAGAAUCGUGCUUCAGCUUCAUUAAUAACAGUAAUGAACAGAGAGCGAAGAAGCAGUAAGAUAAACUGAGACUUGUGGAAGACUUAGUUACGAAUCACUGCAGCAAUCAUUUAUUGUCAACACUAGCAUGCACUGCUUGUGUCUGGAGUGGACGCUUCCACUUCGCUCUGAUCUCAGGGUCCCUGCCUCUUUUGGCCUGGUAUCCACCCCUGCUCAGUCUCACAGACGUGAGCCUAUAAACAAUGAAUGUUGAGUAUGAAGGUAUGUACUGUAGAGAGCAUAACAGUGGUGCCUUUCUUAUACCUGCAUGAGAUAUACACAGUGCUGCACUCUCGUCCAUUCGACUAACUUGACUCACGAAAUCGUAAUGACACGAUUGCAAACAAACCAUAUCACGGGUGGGGUUUGAACCCGCGGUCAGAGAGUCUCAAAGCUCCAGACUGUCGCGUCAGCCACUGGGCCAGCGAGCUUCAAUAAGAUACAUCCAACUAGGUAUAUUUCUACACCCAUGGUAUGGUUUGUUUCAUUCUCCUAAUAUCUGAUAAUUUUUCUUCGUCUUUAUUAUGAAUAAAUUGUGUGUGAAAUCUUGUGUAGUGCCACACUGAAGACAUCUCGUACAUGAAAGAAGGAAUGGUGCCACUAUGUUCAGUGUCACACUGAAGACUUGUGUGUGAGACUGACGCCGCUAAGUUCAAUGCCACACUGAAGACAUUUCAGGCACAACUGACCCACAAACUAGAGACGAAACUUCGACGUUUCACUUCGUCGUCAAUCACUAUCAAUUCGUUUCUGAUUUGUGGUUUAUAUGUGAAAUGUUGCAUUCGUUAAGUUAUCUCACAUGUUAGCCAGACACUCCAUAUUACAUCAUCAUCAUCAUCAUCAUCAUCCCACCCAAAUUUUGUCCUAAAUCAUAAUCAUUCAAGUUUAUGUUUAAAGUAAUCAUUUAUGUUACGAUAUUUUUGUAAUAAACUAUGUACAAAAUAUUUUGUUAUUAAACCUUAA